CGACAAAUCACCAACUCAUCGCGCAGCAGGCGGCGCUGCAAGCCUCUCUGUCUGCAAUCGCGGCUUCGCUGGGCCCAAAUCAGAAAUGCCGCCGUAGGGAACAUAGAGGCUGCAAAACGAUGCCAUGUACUACAGCAUCGGAAAUCAAGGCAAGAUCAUGCGCAAGCUGCUGGGCAAGACGACGCCUGAUUCGGCCCACGACACGGCUGCACCACCCGCCGCCAUCACCAGCGCGCCUAUUGCUCCCCAUUAUCGACCAAGCUCAUCUCAAGAUGUUGUCUACAAUGCCGGAGUGCCCAUUGCCGCUCUGGACCGCUCGCCCGAUGGCCGCUCCGCAGUCCUCGCUGGCCGCCACGUGCUCAAGACUGUUACCUUCGACGGCCUCGCGGUCAAGGAAGGCAUCGACUUGCGUGCCUUGAUUACCGCCCAACCCUCCCAGCGCAACAACAUGUCCACUUCGGUUGCCGACCAGCUGUCCAUCAAAGCCGUCAAGUGGGGAGAGCCGCAGGGCAAGCAGGCCAUCUUCACUGCCGGCACCAGCGGCAAGAUCUUCCAGUACGACCUCGUGCGUGCCGGGACGACGGCCCCCGGCUCCCCGGUCGACUGUAUCCAGAUCCGGGAGGACUCGCGCCAGAUAAACUCGCUGGACAUCAACCCUCACCGGAACUCGUGGCUGCUCUCGGGCAGUCAGGACGGCAUUGUGCGCUGCUUCGAUAUCCGACAGCCCACCCAGACCAGGACCGGCGCCACUUUCCGCUCCAUCCAGGCGUUCAAGUGCAACGCCGACGGAGUGCACCACGUCCAGUGGAACCCUAGGGAUGGCUUCCUCUUUGCCUGCGCCACCGAGCAAGGCUCCCUGCUGAAGUGGGACAUGCGGAAGCCCAGCGCGCCCAUUCUACGCAUCAAGGUCCACGAGAAAUCGUGCACGUCGAUGGCCUGGCACCCGGACGGCAUUCACAUCGCCAGCGGCGGGGUGGACAGCAAGUGCCGUAUAUGGGACAUGUCCAAGCAGGACAAGCGACAGAAGCCCAAGUGGACAAUCUCCACCCCAGCCCCCCCGGGGACCUUGGCCUGGCGCCCGGGUCAGUGGUCGGCCACGGCCCAGGGGAAACGGGCGUCGCAGCUGGCCAUCUCAUACGACGAGACCAGCCAGAAGCGCUACGGUAUCAACGUCAUACAUCUCUGGGAUCUCGCCCGUCCCACCAUGCCCUACAAGGAGAUCCAGAGGUUCGACACGUCUCCGAGCGCCAUGCUCUGGCACGACCAGUACCUCUUGUGGACGGCGGGGCAGGACGGAAUCUUCAGCCAGUGCGACAUCUCGUUUGCGCCCAAGGUCAUUGACCGGCAAGCUGUCUCUACGAUGGCGUUCUCCCCACGCGGUGACGUGCUCAUGCUCCUGGACGAACGCCCCCCUCCUCAGCGGCCCCGGCCCCACGUUGUGCACCACGAAGCCGUUGCGGUGCCGUCUUAUAGCUCGAGCCCCACGACCCCGAAGUUCGGCGUCAGCCGAAGUGACUCCGAGGACGAUGCUAUCGGGAGCUUCAUAGGACCAAAACGGCGUGGCAGCCGUAGGCGGCGCCCGAGCACCCGCUCAACAGCCACGCUCAGCACGACGCCCCCGGCUGGCCCGGGAAUGGAGGAAGUCAUGUCGCUGGAGCAGACCAUUAAAGCCACUGGUCCCUACAAGCCGCAGCAAUCCAUGGCGGUCGGGCACGUUCCGGCUGCCACCAACGUGGACGUGUACAGGUACUUGACCGUGAACUAUCUCGAAGCGCUCCACAGGGACUUGCCUUACUCUGCAGGCGCCGGCCUCCUCCCGGACCGGGUCGCUACCAUCCUGGAGCACUACGCCAAGGCUGCAGCAAGCGUGAGGCAGUUUCGACUCGCACAAACGUGGCGCAUCCUUGCGUAUGCCGUUGAAAUGCUACUCCACAAGCGCGCGCAGUACCACCUCGAUCGCCGGAUGGAUCGUCAUCAUUAUUCGGCGCGAAGGAAGAGCGAGGCUAAGGCCGAGGCCAGGGCGAAGGCCAAAGCUAAGGCGAUGGCAGAGGUAUUUAACGCGCCAAUGCCGACUAUUGUCGAUGGGGAGGAAACGCCCCGGAAGGUCUUCUCCUUUGCGAGUCUUGACAAGACCCUGCAUCCAAGAUCCCUCCUUUCCGAAGAGCUAGAAAGCACCUCGAACGUGCCCACUCCCGUCGCACGCCCGGUCACGGAUGGCCCAGAAGCCCCUCGCGAAGGUGAGUUCCAGAGGCGGAGGGAGCUUAUGCCCAUAGUCGAACCAGAGAGCUUCACUCUGCCCCCGGCGGCUCAUCCUGCCUCGCUGGUUACGCGCAAACGGCUUGACUCUGUACCGCUUUCUAUCGCAAGCCACGAUAGCGGAGCCACUCAUGCCAGUACAGAAGGCUACGACUUUUAUGAUACCGAAGCCAUCCUGAGUAAAGCCGUCGAUAUUCCGACCCCGGGGCCGAAGCCAACUCAAACUACCGAUUCCCGCGAGGGCGGAUCGCCAAGCACGGCACGGAAGCUCCUACUAAGACAGGACUCCGAGGACAGCUACGUCCACCUCCUCUCCAUAUCGGCCGAAAGCAAGCGGGCCAAAAACCCGACAGCGUCUAUCGAAGGCAGCGCUACGGAGCAAGCAGCCCGCGCUGCGAUUCUGGCCGAGCUGCGAAGGGAGAGCCGAGAAGGAUCUGAGCCCCGGGCGCGGGGCGGUGACUUGCAGAAAUCGCCUGAGCGCAAUCCCAUUGCUCCCUUCCGCACGAUGCUCGGAAGGACGGAGACAGACAUGACCGGUUUUACCGAUGAACACCACGCAAUAACGCAAACCACGACUGACAGCUUCGAGUCGCGUUUCCCCUCCCAGACGGACGCGGACUUUGUCGCUACAUCACCUCUGGUAGAGGGCCCAGCCCCUGAUUUCCCCGCAGUUCCUGAGGACGACCAAUCCCCCUUCAUCGUCGAGACAGACUACCUCUGCUGGCCUGACGAUCAGCCUUACCCUUACCCAGCCAACCCAUUAUCAGGGCCUUCGACCGUAUCAUUCAACAACCCUCUUCAACCCUACUCCCUCAUAUCCCGCGCGCUGGCCUUCGAAGCCAAGUCGUCAGCGCUCAACGCCUCGGCCAUCAUCCUCCUCUUGAAGCCACUCCUUCCAGACGGCGUCCUGGACAAUUUCCAAGUCGCUGCGAUCCUCCGCCAACACCAUGCCCGUCUAAUGAGCAUGGAGCUCUUCACCGAGGCCGCGUUGCUUCGAAAGCUAUGCAUCAAAGGCUGGCCGGGAGGGGUUCUCCAUUCCUGGGGCGACAACUACCCGGCCAUAUUCACCCCCGCCCAGCAGGGGGUCCAGGCUGGCUUCGUCUGCUCGGCGUGUCACAGGCCGCGGGACGUCGACCGCUCUGCCGGGUCGGUCGACUCGGUGUGGCGGUGCGACCGGUGCCGCGCCGCCAUGGCCGGGUGUGCGGUGUGCGGGGGGAGGGAUAGCGUCGUGCCCGCGCGCGCGCUUCCGCUGCCUUCUUCGACAUACCCCGUGACGUGGUCGGGGUCGUCGGCCCUACCUGGCGACGAGGACGAGGCGGAGAAUGGCGACCGGGAGGGAAGGGUCGUCGUUGUCGACGACGACGACGACCACCACCACCACCCCGCGUUGUUGGCGACGUGGUGGUACUGCCCCGGCUGCGGACACGGCGGGCACUCGUCGUGUCUGCAGUCGUGGCACGCCGCGCUCGAGCCGGGGGGGCACCCGGCCCUCGAGGACGCGCCGCAGACCGCGGAGCCGAGCGAGGGUUGUUGUCCGCUGGACGGGUGUGGCCACCGAUGUCUGCCGACCCGGCGCGGGCUGGACAGCGUGGUGACGCGUUCCGAGGACGUCAGCCGCGUGGUCAGGGAGGCCACGAGGGCCGUGGCCAAGGCGACCGUCGCCGCCGCCGCUGCGGCCGCCGCUGAGGCGGCGUCCCAGAGGGGGGCCGGGGCCGCGGCGGAAGCCAGCCAGGUGGCGACGCAGUUUGCGGACGAGCAGCAGCAGCAUGCGGAGCUCGGUGGCGGUGGCGGUGGCGGUUUCGGCGGCGGGUAUGGCGGGAAGCCUCCUCCGCUGCCGGUAAGGAGCGACGGGAACGAUAUCCCGCAGAGCAGGGCGGUCGAGACGGCACGGGAGACGCUGGGCGGUUCUGGCGGGUUUGGGAGCGGAAUGAGAGCGUCGGGGACCGGCAUCCUCAGCUCGAGUCCCGGACGAAGCGGGAUCGGAGCUGAGAGGGAGAGGAGAAAGAGCGUCAAGUUUGUGGCUACCGACGAGAGGCGGUAGUGUUCUGGAUAUCUAAAUGACGGCGGUACCGGGGCAUAUUUAGAAGUUAUGAUCUUGCGCUUGUUUAUAAUUACCUCAUGUGCAAAACCUACGUUAUGUGUAUCUGCGAUAUUAUCAAGGUAUCAUCC
Messenger RNA from Thermothelomyces thermophilus ATCC 42464, 4425 nucleotides. RefSeq lists its product as uncharacterized. The transcript has a single exon. Gene Ontology annotation, molecular function: protein binding. The record is from RefSeq and is a predicted model, not a curated record. Lineage: Eukaryota; Fungi; Ascomycota; Sordariomycetes; Sordariales; Chaetomiaceae. The coding region runs from base 125 to 4297 and encodes 1390 amino acids. Gene Ontology annotation, biological process: positive regulation of TOR signaling.